CAAUCUGCACCUUGGUCUCUUCCCUACUCCUAACUUGGACCGCGCAAACAGGAGGAUUAGGUAUAGGCGAGCAAUACCUCGUUGCCUACAUAGCUAGCAUCAUUGCACAAGAAUGGAUCCAUUCACGCUAACUGCUUUCCUGGCCUUCCCGUUUGGGAAAUAUGUCCCAUUAGCUAGCACCUUCCGAGAGGUAGAACUCCACUACGAUGAAAAUUUUUAUCCAGCUCACCAUUGGUCUUAUGCUGACGUGCAUAGUCUGCUCAUGGUGCGCCUUAGUUUUUUCGGGGUACCGUGCAUUGGCGACGCAUGAGCGAAGCUUGCAAUGUCGCAUUGAGCGAUGUAGGUUUCAAGAGGAAGGUUACACACAGGGUCCGUACCAUCUUGACGAGCAUGGUGAGAUAGUGCGUGACCCAACGCCGCUUGGGCGUUGCAAGCGUAGACGGGUCAUGACCGCCUCGCCCCCGAGUGAUCAAGGGCAUGGCGGGUCCGCACGCCCCCGACCAGCGAGUCCUGUUCAGAGUCCUGUCUCUGGCAGCGACGCUGGACAGCAUUCGCAACCGUGCCAUGAUGACACAGUGUUUGGACCAAACCCGCUUGACUCCCUGGACUUCAACACGUGGAAAGAAGUACUAUUGCUCAUGCAAAGUUUUAGAGAGGGGCAGGGUAUGACUGUCGAGGAGAGCAAGCGUUUCCUCCAAGUUAUUCUACAUCCCGAUUUCAAACCGGCCGACUUAGCAGGCUGGCGCAGCAUCAAGGACGCCCAGAAAUGGGCAGCUGACAACUGGGGUUCCAAGGCUGCACCUUGGAAAACUACCCUGGUGAAAGUGCCAGACGUUUUGGAGAACGGCCAGCCUGUGUAUGUUUCUUUGAAACACGUGGAUACAGUCAAGAUCGCGAAGGCAAUUUUUGAAGACCGACAGAACCACACUGGUUUCGCUCUGUUCCCAACAGUCAAGAAGAACCAGAGAGGGGAGCGGAUCUACACCCGCCCUCAACACUGCACGUGGUGGCAAAAGGCACAGGAAGAGCUUGGGUACAACGAUGAGGUCAUUGCCGCACUCAUAGUCUAUUCAGAUGUCACCCAACUGUCAAAGAACGAUUCACAGAAAGUAUGGCCUGUCGUCAUCUCGCUUGGGAACAUUGCUGUUGAGCAUAGGUGGAAGCGCAGUGCCAAACAGAUGGUGGCUAUGCUGCCGAUGGGAAAUCCAAAGUGGCCCAGCUCUGUGAAAACACAGCUGUUCCAGGAUUGCAUGAAGAUAGUCUUGCAACCUCUAAUAGAUGCGAGCAACAGGUGCGUUGUAAAGACAUACUCUGAUGUCCACCCUCAAAGCGCCCUAUUUAUUAUGCUACAUAUUCACGCCCUAUACACACUGACCUUUGUGCCACUCUGUUAUGCUCGUUUCCAACAGCUCUACAGGUUGUGCCUGGACUGACCCAUCCGGCACUCUGCGUACAGUAUGGCCACUUCUCUACUGUUAUGCAUGUGAUUACCCAGAGAGCAGCAAAGUCUCGUGCACAUUCCAGCAUAACAGCAACCGACCUUGCUCCAUGUGCUAUGUAGAGAAAGAUGAGAUGGAUGACCUGGUCAACACGUUUGCGCCUAGGACUGUUCGUGAGCAGAGAUUUGUGGUUGACAAAUUCAACAGGUUGUUAGAAACUGGCAAGACCGUGGCUGGCGACUACGCUAAACUUUGGUCGUCGUUUCCCACACCUAGUUUCCUGUGGGAGUUCAAGUAUGCCAGUACGCCGUGGGGCAACCCAUACUUGGCUUUAAUGCCUGAUGUGCUACACCAAUCUGAUGUUGGUGUGUGGGGUCACAUCCGGGACGCCCUUGCCACCCUUCCUGCUGCGAAAAAUGGUGCCAUGGACACGCGCCUCAAGUGGUUUUGGGAAAACGGUCGCAUUGCCGGCUUAUACCUCCCUCACCAUGGGACGUACUUUGGGUCAGGGGCGAAUGUUUCAGCUGCGGAGCACAGAGCAAUCAUGCAGGUGUCUGUGUUCAUCCUGGAAGGGCUAGUGCUCCCCCAGCACAUGAUCGCAGUGCAGGCCUUCUUGAGGUGGUACAAGGCCUUGUUUCGCCCCCGGUAUCACACGGAUGCGAGCCUCGCUACAUGCCAUACCCUGGCGAUGAGUAUGAUAAAGGAGCUAAAGGCCGCUUUUCCCAAGCAAAAGUCCAAGUGGAAGCUCAUCAAGGUUCACAUGGUGGUGCACUUCGAGGAGGCCAUUAAGCGGGGUGGGCUUCCAGAGGAGUACUCAACAAACAUGUACGAGCACUUUCACAAGGACUGUGUGAAGAGGCCAUACCGGGCAUCAAACCGGCGCGAGUGGACAGAGUCGAUCAUCAAGAGCAACCAGUUCCACCAGAUGCUAUCAGAGGUGGAGAGCGACAUCAAAGAGGAGAGAGAGUACAACUCAGCGUUCUACGAGGCCGAUACGGAGGGCAAGCGCGUCCUCCUCCGCACGCACGUAGUGUUCCACAUGCAGGGGAGCACAGCUCGCCGUAGCAAAACUGACCAGUUUGAGAUCUGGAACACGGCACUUGGUGGGAGAUUGACCACCUUGCAAGAUGAUCUUGAGAGUUAUGAUUUGACCCCGCAAACCCUUCAUGUCUUUACAGGGAUGGCAGUUCCAGCAGGGUCAAGUACAGCAGACUCUAGAGUCACGCACUUUGUUCGAGCAAACCCGUCCCACCAUGGGCAACUAUGGUUCUCGCAUGCCGCUAUUAGAGGCGCCGGUGAUGAGGUUUGGUAUGGGGAGAUCCUGCUGCUCUUUAAAAUCCUUGGUAGUGAUGAAAGGUUUGCGUAUGUCCAGUACUACGAUGUGAUCCGUGUUGAUGCCCUCACUGGGUGCAAAGCACUGCGAGUGGCAAAGGCCCCCGGUACACAGCGGGUGUACCGUGACAUCAUUGAUGUCGACACUAUCUUCCGAGCCGUGCAUAUCGUAGAAUCUUUUGCUCGUCCGGGCACAUUUAUGUUGAAUGAUUAUUUAUUUGACUAAGCUUGUGGUGGUACGCAGUGAAUGCACACCUACUGGUUGAUCUCAAUUGAA
This is a messenger RNA of Closterium sp. NIES-67, 3048 nucleotides long. The record is from the annotation of a GenBank genome assembly. Lineage: Eukaryota; Viridiplantae; Streptophyta; Zygnematophyceae; Desmidiales; Closteriaceae.